AUGGAAGACGAAUCCUCCACCAUCUCCGAACAAGCUGCUCUGGUUCCUCAACAAGACGUUCAUCCGUCCGAUCAUCAUCAAGCAUCGUCAGAAGCACCCUUACUGAAUAAUAAUAACAAUAAUAAUAAUAAUAAUGCCGAAGACAUGGCGGAAGCAGGGCUUUCUACUAUAAGCACAGCAGCAGCAGCAGCAACAACACCACCACCAGUAACAACACCAAGGAGCCUCGAGAUGGACGAAUGGAAUCGUACAAUUCAAAGUUUGCAGCGGGCUUCUUUGAUUGCGGCUCAUGCAUUGAUCAUUGUGCUGUUGGUAUUAAUGGCGAAAUGGGUGUCGCAGUUGGGCGGUUUGCCAUCCUCCUUGAGAGAAACUGGAAACGCCAAGCUGGUCUUCAAUUGGCAUCCUCUACUUAUGAUUCUGGCCUUUUGUUUCAUGACAAUUUCCUCCUUGAGCUUUCGAUACCAUCGCUACUUUGGUCAUUAUUAUUGGCAUCAGCAACAACAACAGCAACAACGGACGACCGUCAAGCUGUUGCAUGGAAUCGGAUGGGCAGUAGCUACAGUCUGCAUGACAGUCGGUCUCGUGGCGGUGUUCUUCUCACACAAUGAUCGAGCCAGUGGAUUCAUUGCCAACUUGUACAGUUUGCACAGUUGGGUUGGAAUUGCCGUACUGUUACUCUAUCUAGUACAAUUCUUGGUGGGAGUCGGAACCUUUACGCCAUUACUACUGAGUGGUGGUAUUUUUGGUAAUGCUACUAUUUCUGCGGCAAGCAAGGCCAAGAUUCUACAGAUCCAUGCUUUCUUUGGUCCCAUUUUGUACAUUUCCAUGAUGCUGACGAUCUUAUUGGGGAUUCAAGAAAAGGAAGGAUUCAUUGGAUGCGGGUACAAGGUUGUGGACAAUAAACCGGAUAUGGUUCCCUUUCAACACUUUUCAAAAAUUCCAGCAGUUUGCAAACAAAGCCAUGCGGUUGGAUUUUGCAUUCUGGCCAUGGGUCUUUGUACCAUGUUCACUUUGCACCAAAUGGAUAAACCCAAAUAUCGGCAGCAUGCUGAAUGA
Cylindrotheca closterium is the source of this 1056-nucleotide messenger RNA. The record is from the annotation of a GenBank genome assembly. NCBI's taxonomy places the organism in Eukaryota, Bacillariophyta, Bacillariophyceae, Bacillariales, Bacillariaceae.